Molecule: messenger RNA, 954 nt
Organism: Hippopotamus amphibius kiboko
Lineage: Eukaryota; Metazoa; Chordata; Mammalia; Artiodactyla; Hippopotamidae
Product: olfactory receptor 2AK2-like
Exons: 1
Coding region: 31-954 (307 amino acids)
Biological process (GO): G protein-coupled receptor signaling pathway
Cellular component (GO): membrane
Molecular function (GO): olfactory receptor activity; G protein-coupled receptor activity
Source: RefSeq, a predicted model, not a curated record
AAAUAUGAUCUGAUUUUAUAUUUUUAAGGCAUGAAAAGUGGAAAUCAAAGUAUUGAAACAGAUUUUGUACUUCUUGGUCUCUUCCAAUAUGGUCCGAUGGACUCUUUUCUCUUUGUUGCAAUUGCAAUACUGUUUUCAGUGGCUCUGAUGGGGAAUAGCAUACUGAUUCUUCUCAUUCAAUUGGACACCAGACUCCAUACUCCAAUGUACUUUCUACUCAGUCAGCUCUCUUUCAUUGACAUGAUGUACAUCUCCACCACUGUGCCUAAGAUGGCAAUUAAUUUUUUGUCUAAUAGUAAGACCAUUACUUUUUUAGGCUGUGAGAUUCAAACAUUUGUGUCCUUGGCCCUUGGUGGAACUGAAGCCCUUCUUUUUGGUUUCAUGUCCUAUGAUUGCUAUGUAGCCAUCUGUCAUCCUUUACAUUACCCUGUCCUCAUGAGCAAGAGGAUCUGUUGGUUCAUGGUCAUGUGUGCUUGGACCAGUAGUUCUAUCGACUCCUUAAUACAUACAUUGUAUGCCUUUCAACUUCCCUUCUGCAGAUCUCGGCUCAUUAACCAUUUUUUCUGUGAAAUUCCAUCCCUGGUGCCAUUGGUGUGUCAGGAUACUUCCCAGUAUGAACAUACAAUACUCUUGAGUGGACUUAUUAUUCUGUUGUUACCUUUUAUGGCCAUUAUAGCCUCCUAUGCCUGUGUGCUUACUGUGGUAUUCCAGAUGAGUUCAGGAAAUGGACAGAAAAAAGCCAUCUCUACUUGUUCCUCUCACCUGAUUGUGGCAAGCCUAUUCUAUGUGACUACUCUUUCCACCUAUACAAGGCCACACUCCUUGCAUUCCCCUGAAGAGGAUAAGACAGUAGCUGUGUUGUAUACCAUUAUCACACCUCUUCUGAACCCAUUUAUCUACAGUCUGAGGAAUAAAGAAGUUAUGGGGGCCUUGAAGAGACUGUAUAUAAAAUGA